Sporisorium graminicola is the source of this 1185-nucleotide messenger RNA. RefSeq lists its product as uncharacterized. The transcript has 2 exons. The record is from RefSeq and is a predicted model, not a curated record. Bases 1 to 1185 code for a protein of 394 amino acids. NCBI's taxonomy places the organism in Eukaryota, Fungi, Basidiomycota, Ustilaginomycetes, Ustilaginales, Ustilaginaceae.
AUGAAGGCUGCUACUGCUCUUCUCGUCGCUUUGGCCGCUGGUGCCUCGGCCCAGUCCACCUCCUCCCCUCCUCCUUUCCGCUACGGAACUCCUAGCGCCAACUAUCCCGGUGUCAGGGGCACCAACAGGAACGGCCCCACCAACCCCAGCUCUCCUCAGCUCAACACCCCCAUUAACCAGACCUCCAACUCGCGUCUUGCUUCCCUGAACUCGAUCGAUGACUGGUGCACUUUCGGUCCCCAGGAGCCCAACACCGAGAUUGGCAACGUCGAGGGUGAGACUGUCGCUUACUGCACCAAACCCCGUAACAACGCCCGUGUCAUUCCCGACGGAACCGUCACUGCUGCUCACUUCGUCAAGACCCCCCUUUACGUCCAGCUCAUGGCGCUUGGUGACUUCACCAAGAUUGGUCUCGUUGCUGGUGAUGAGGGUGGUGAGCUCGACCCCCACGGUGCUACCAACAUGGGCAACCCCGUCGGCGGCAAUGUCACCUCCAACAUCUCGGGGUCGGAUGUCUUCUACGAGGAGUGGAUGAACUACGUCUCGUACAACCAGGUCUGCUUCCGUAUCUGCAUCGCCGGUUCCGAGCAAGCUCCCACCGCCCUCGAGUGCCAGCACGAGCUCGACGUCAUGGGCUGCAACUUCGUCAUGCCCGGCAACUACGCUGACAAGGUCUUUGAGACCUGCGAGGGCGACGCUGCUUACCCCCCUGGUCUGUACCCUCAGGGCAACGGACAGACUUCGACAUUCCACCAGUUCUACACCGGCAUCUACGUUGCUGGCGGCACCACUUACUCGUACACCAACGGAGCUGCCGACCAGACCACACCUACCGCUGCUUACUCGCUCCCCAGCACCUCGAACUGUGUCACCACCUCGUCCAUCUCGAACGGCAUCAAGUCGAUCGUCCCUACGUCGUCGUCGUCGGUCGCUUCCUCUUCCUCGACCGCUUCUCGUCCCGCCGCUACCUCGGGCUCGGGCUCCGGCUCGGCCGGCGGUGCCAGCACCACCUCGGGCUCUGGCUCGGGCUCUGGCUCUGGCUCUGGCUCUGGCUCUGGUUCCAACUCGUCCGGCUCGUCUGGCAGCAGCAGCGGCAGCCCUUCGGGCGCUUCCCCGAUCGCCGCCCCUGCUUUCGGCGUCGCCGCUUCGGUGGCUGCUGUGAUUGCUGGUGCCUACCUCCUCUAA